Molecule: messenger RNA, 1744 nt
Organism: Drosophila obscura
Lineage: Eukaryota; Metazoa; Arthropoda; Insecta; Diptera; Drosophilidae
Exons: 1
Coding region: 98-976 (292 amino acids)
Source: RefSeq, a predicted model, not a curated record
GUAGCACUAAAAUCAAACGAAAUCCCACUGUCAAGCUAGACACAUAUCGUAAACAUUUGAUCCCUCAAAAUUACAAUAGAAAUUCCAAGUGCCCGAAAUGGAGACAAACCGUAAAGACCACUCGAAGCAAACAAUGGGCAGCUCCUUCUGGGAUGACCUGUGGCCGCAGCUGUUGGAGGAGAAUAAGUGCCACAUUGAGAGCAAGCCAGCUGCCUUUUAUGUGCCCCGCCAACCCUUCAAUUUGCUGCACUUCCACUCCUACCUGGCGCAGGCGGGAUAUCCGAACUACGUGAUGCCCCACGAGAUGCGCUGCUGUGGGGCCGCCAAGCGACAGGAAGCCGCCGAGGAGGAGGCAGAGCUGGCGACAAAUGCAGAGACCAAGGCAAGGCAGGAUGCUGCCAGUGAAGAUUUCGAGCAACGCGGCUCGGAGGCCAUCCGGAGCGUCGACAAGAACGUGGACCAUCUGCGGACCGAGCAGGAGCGCCGCCAAAAGCUGGCCUACGAGUUCGCCAACCGCAAGUAUCCCUGGACCAUGCAGACGCCCAAGCACGAGCUGAGCCUCGGGGCGACUUCCGAGCAGCGGAGCUGUUUCGUGCUGCCCAUGGAGAAGAAAAUGCUCGAGGACCUGCUCGACCACGAGUGCAAGCUGAUGAUCAUCGAUGUGGGCAAGGAUGUGCAGUUGAAAGAUUGCCAGCGCUGGAUAAAGUUCCGGCCGUUCAUUCAAAUGCUGGCGCUGGUGCGAACCAUUGAGAUGGAGCGUCGUCUCCAGUUGCUGGGUGUGUUCCACACCCUGCUGGUGGAGGAGAACGUCGAGAACAGCUGGCACGAUGAGCUGGAGGCCUCGCUGCGCAGCGGACUGAAGCAGGCCAAGAGGCUGCAAAUCCUCAAGGCCUGUGGUGAGCCCUUCCUGUUCGUGUUUUCGCGGUAUCGUGGAAUCUGCACCUGCGAUACGUACGGUGUGCUCCGUCGACUCUAGAGGCCACACACAAACGCUCUCGUCGAGUGGAUUCGUGGCUGCCUAAUUUAAAUCGACUCUGAUUUGAAGUGCCGCCUGCCGCCCGACUUCCUGGCAGCGUUCGCUCCAAUUAGGCGAGUGGCGGCCCACAUCAAGUGCAGUCGGACGCACUUCCAGCCCCAGCCACAGCCAGUGCCCGGAAGCACUGCACACCUCAAUGUUGCCGGGGAAUGUGCCAGCCAGCCGUCGAGUGGGUGUCAAAAUGCCUCCGUCAAACUGCCAAAGUUGAGGCGCAGCCGGGACCCGCCAUUUAUAAUUUUAUUUGCCGCGAACAUUUUGCGCCAAAUCUCAACAAAUUAUUACAAAGCUUUGCAAACUUGGAACUGAUUAUAAAAGUUGCGAACAACAAGAAGGUAAACUGGAGAAACCCUGCCAGUGAAAAUUGAGUUUUAAGAGUGUUUUGGGAUGUCAGAUCGAAGGCACUUUUCCUCCUCCUGGUUUUACUUUUUUUUUGUUUCGCUGUCAAAAGUUUCCUGGCUGGCGGCUGCCGAAUGCGUUGCCGCUACUUACAGCAGUACUCCUACACGAGCAUCAUUUUCAAUAGACAUUCGCAUAAACCGCCUUGCAUUAUGUUAUUAAAAGUUGCCCCAGCCAUGCCUGAAAGGGCCCAAAGUUUUCUUCUAAAAAUUGUCUGAAAAAUAGAGAGGGACAAGCGAAGGGGAGUGCUUCAAAAAAUAAAUCCUACUGGCCCACAGUCACAUACACUAUACUACACAUUUAAUAAGUUAU